Messenger RNA from Cylas formicarius (sweet potato weevil), 2146 nucleotides. RefSeq names its product soluble guanylate cyclase 89Db-like. Gene Ontology annotation, cellular component: guanylate cyclase complex, soluble. Gene Ontology annotation, molecular function: heme binding; oxygen sensor activity; guanylate cyclase activity. The record is from RefSeq and is a predicted model, not a curated record. The transcript has 13 exons. Gene Ontology annotation, biological process: cGMP biosynthetic process; response to oxygen levels; nitric oxide-cGMP-mediated signaling. Bases 166 to 2088 code for a protein of 640 amino acids. NCBI's taxonomy places the organism in Eukaryota, Metazoa, Arthropoda, Insecta, Coleoptera, Brentidae.
GCGACCUGUUGAUGCGGCCCGGUCGAAUGAGGAAAGCGCGGUUCAUCACUUUUCCUCCGUCUACUAUCGCGGACGUCUUAAAGGAGACGCGAAAAAUCGUCUUUUGCCGACUCGGCCCUCGCGGCGAAAGUUUCCGUUGUGCGUUCGACGAUCGGCACCCUGAAGAUGUACGGGAUGUUGCUCGAGAGCGUGCAGCACUUCGUGCAACUCGAAUACGGCGACGAGAUAUGGCAGAGGGCGCUGCAGAUGUCCGAAUGCAAGUACACCGUGUUCAACACUCACCAAGUAUACCCCGACCAUAUCAUGGCCAACUUGGCCUCCGCUCUCGCCCAGAUCACCGCCAAAUCGUACGACAGCUUCAUGACGUUCUUCGGCAAAUGCUUCGUUCGAUUUUUCAGCAACUACGGGUACGACGAGACGAUCAAGGCCACGGGUAGGACGUUCACCGACUUCCUGGAGAACGUCGACAACAUCCACUCGCAGUUCAGACUAUCGUAUCCCAAAAUGAAAAGCCCCUCGAUGUACCUGACGAAAAUCGACGAGAAUGGUUGCGUUUUGGUGUACCGUAGCAAGAGGAACGGGUUCACUCAUUACCUGAUGGGUCAGCUGAACCAGAUCGCGAGGGAAUUAUUCGACCUAACGCUGCGCGCCACUGUCCUCUCGUCCGAGGUCAGACAGGUCGACGGCAAGACCAUAUUCAAAGUCACGUUCCGGUUGGACUUCGACAACACCCAGUAUAUCGUCGCGACGCAGAAGAAGGAAGAAGCGCUCCAGAGGACGAUCAGCCACUUGCCGUCGUUCGACAGCGACCUGUUGAUGGAACUGUUCCCAUUCGCUGUACUCUUCGAUCAGACGCUCAACAUCGUAGCGUGCGGCGAACGGCUCGUCCAAGUCGCGGGCGGCUGCGACAAACUGCUCGGCCAAUCGGUGACGAGGUACUUCAGGCUGCGCAGACCCAAGGGUAUCGCGUUCACCUGGAAAAACGCGUUUUAUUUGAAAUCGGUCAUGUUUGAGAUCGAGGUGUUGCGAACGGAACUGGCCAAAAGCCUCACGGAAACUCAAUCCGGCAACUCUUUAGAGGCGGGCGAGAUCGAGAUAGACGGUAAAAGUAUAUCCCCUUACGCCCUGAGGAGGGACAGUCAGCCCGGGCUGCGAAACAUCCUGCUCAAAGGCCAGAUGCACUACCUAGGAGAUAUUAAGGACAUCAUUUAUCUGUGCUGUCCCGUAGUUAACGACAUUAGCGAGCUGCCGGACCAGGGUCUCUACUUGAACGACCUGAACCCGCACGGAUUGGGCAGAGAAAUGGCGCUGGCUGGUUGGCAGAAUAACUCCAAAUUGGAACUAAUGUUCGACAAGGCGGAACAGCGCGCCACCGAGUUGGAAAACAAUCUGAGCCUCCUGGAGGUGUGGAAAAAGCGUGGAGACGACUUGCUCUAUUCGAUGAUCCCCAAACAGGUCGCGGACAGGUUAAGGACCGGCGACAGUCCAUUAAGCACGUGCCAGUCCUUCGACGCGGUGACUGUUAUGUUUGCCGAACUCCUGGGCUUUAAUUCUUCUACGGUGGAGGACGCCAUGGAGCUGGUGAGCACCAUGAACGCCGUCUAUUCGUGUUUCGACGGACUGAUGGACAAAUUCAACGUCUACAAGGUCGAGACGGUAGGUCAGGUGUACAUGGUGGUGGGCGGGGCGCCUCAGCGCACGAAAAGCCACGCCGAGAACAUCUGCGAUGUUUCUCUCUGCAUGGCGAAACACAUAAAACACCUUCAGAUCCCCUCGGGCAACAAAGUCGACGUCAGGAUAGGUGUGCAUUCGGGACCAGUGGUGGCGGGAAUAGUGGGCAUCAAAGUGCCGAGGUACGGAUUCUUCGGCGACACCGUCAACACGGCGUCCAGGAUGCAAACAACGAGCGCCCCCGGCAUGGUUCACAUUUCGGCCACGACGAAGCGCCACCUGCCGAAAGACAAGUACAUCAUCCGGAACAGGGGCGUGGUCAAGCUGAAGGGCAAGGGGGAAGUAGAGACUUACUGGCUGUUCGAGGACGACCUGGCCGAGUACGUAGCUGAAGGAGACUUGGCAGAGGGCGACUGAGAAAGUGUGUCGCUUCAAGUGUAGAUGUGGUUAUUUUAAAAUGUCUGAAAAUAAACAA